Messenger RNA from Notechis scutatus (mainland tiger snake), 3804 nucleotides. The record is from RefSeq and is a predicted model, not a curated record. Lineage: Eukaryota; Metazoa; Chordata; Lepidosauria; Squamata; Elapidae.
UUCGCAAGGAGGGCUUUGGACGGGCCGUCCCCGGAGAAUCCGCGGCAGCUCCGGUUGGGUAAUCGGGAGCUGAGGGGCGGACGGCUGAAGUCCGCAAGAAACACCCGGAGGCGGGAAGCAAACGGGGUGUGCGUGUGUACGCGAGCGUUUGCGCUUGGGUGGAACGCGGACGAGGCGAAGUAAAAUCGAGAGAGAAAGGCUUUGCAGAGAGCAGGGAAUGGGGCCAGAUCGCUAGCAAAAUUAACAGGAAAUGGAGCGAAAAAGCAGAGCGUUGGCCGGUAAGACGCAGAGCUCGACGCGGAGUUUCUCCAUUCGGCGGAGCGCCCCGGACGGCUUCGGAUGUACCGUGCGAGGGGUUCAUGCCUUGUGAAGGAGCUUCGGUGCUUCCUUCUCGGGACGUUGGGAAUUAGUGGCUUAUAGACUUCCCACCGCUUUUGCGAUCCACGGAGAUUGGGGCAUGAGGCGUUAAGUAGCGCCGAAAGUUCCUCAGGGGGAAAGCGAGGUUUACCGGGAUCAUGGCAAACCCCGCCGGCUUGGACUCCGCUGCGGUGGAAGGUUUCUUAGACAGACACCCGGAGCUGGUGGAGAAGUGGCUGAAGAGGAGAACCGCCUUCCUUAGUAAAGCAGCUCCCGCGGGAGCGCUUGACUUCAGCUACGGCGGGGCGGCAAAGCAGCCAAGCAGAUACCACCACAACGGCCUCUCGCCGCGGAGCAGCCCUUCGUCCACAGCCCCUCCCGGCCCGGAGCCGGCGGCCGGCGGGCAGCUGCUGCAGCACCGAGGGUCCCAGAAAGAGCUGAGGAAAAGUUUCGCGCGCUCCAAGGCGAGCCACGGGAACCUGACUUACGACGAGCACCUCCAUAGGGCUCAGGAGCCGCUGAGCAGCGCGAGGAGAAGGGCGCUGCUGAGGAAGGCCAGCUCCCUGCCGCCCACCACGGCGCACCUGCUCAGCGCCCUGCUCGAGUCCCGGGUCAACCUGCCUCAGUACCCGCCCACCGCUUUGGACUACAAGCGCUACCUGAAGCAGCACAACGAGCGGCAGUUCUUUCUGGAGCUCGUCAAGGACAUUUCCAAUGACUUGGACCUCAGCGCGCUCAGCUACAAGAUCCUCAUCUUCGUCUGCCUUAUGGUGGACGCCGAGAGGGGCUCCCUUUUCCUGGUGGAAGGCGCCGGUGGCAAGAAGAGCUUGGUCUCGAAGGUCUUCGACGUGCACGGCGGCGCCCCCGUCCUGCCUAGCUACAGCACGGAGAACUCCAGCGAGAUGCAGCUGCUCUGGGGCAAAGGCACCGUCGGUUAUGUGGCCGAGCACGGCGAGACCGUCAAUAUGCCCGACGUUUACCAGGACCAACGCUUUAAUGACAAGAUUGACAAACUGACAGGAUACAAGACGAAGUCAUUGCUCUGCAUGCCUAUAAGAAACAGCGAGGGUGAAAUCAUUGGAGUUGCACAAGUGAUAAAUAAAAGUCCUGGAGGUAUUCCUUUUACUGAUGAUGAUGAAAAAGUAAUGGAAAUGUAUCUUCCCUUCUGUGGUAUUGCCAUAUCCAAUGCUCAAUUGUUUGCUGCUUCCAGGAAGGAGUACGAUAGAAGCAGAGCCUUGCUGGAGGUGGUUAAUGAUCUCUUUGAAGAACAGACAGACUUGGAGAAAAUUGUGAAAAAAAUUAUGCAUCGAGCCCAGAAUCUACUCAAGUGUGAGCGUUGCCUGGUAUUGCUUCUUGACGACAUUGAAUCACCAGAGGUAAAAUUUACCAAGUCUUUUGAAUUGAUGUCUCCAAAGUGUGUUGCUGAUACAGAAAAUAGUUUCAAAGACAAUUUGGAGAAACCAUCAGCAUCUUAUUCAGACUGGCUAGUAAAUAAUAGCAUUGCUGAACUUGUAGCUUCUACUGGCCUUCCAGUGAACAAUAGUGAUGCUUAUCAAGAUCCUCGCUUUGAUGCAGAAGUUGAUCAGAUGUCUGGCUUUCACAUAAGAUCUGUACUCUGUGUACCUAUAUGGAAUAACAGUCACCAAAUAAUUGGGGUUGCUCAGGUGCUGAAUAGACUUGAUGGGAAACCUUUUGAUGAUGCUGAUCAGCGACUCUUUGAGGCUUUUGUUAUAUUUUGUGGCUUGGGCAUCAAUAAUACUAUAAUGUACGACCAAGUGAAAAAAUCCUGGGCAAAACAGUCUGUGGCUCUUGAUGUGCUGUCUUAUCAUGCAACGUGUUCAAAAGCAGAACUUGACAAAUUUAAGACAGCAAACAUCCCUCUGGUGUCAGAACUUGGUAUAGAUAAUGUCCACUUUGAUGAUUUCUCCCUCGAUACGGAUGCCAUGAUAACAGCAGCCCUCCGGAUGUUCAUGGAGCUUGGAAUAGUUCAGAAAUUUAGAAUUGACUAUGAGACACUGUGUAGGUGGCUUUUGACAGUGAGGAAAAAUUACCGAAUGGUUCUGUAUCACAACUGGCGGCAUGCUUUCAACGUGUGCCAGCUCAUGUUUGCCAUGUUAACGACAGCAGGAUUUCAGGAGAUUCUGACAGAAAUAGAAAUUUUAGCUUUGAUUGUUGGAUGUUUAUGCCAUGACCUUGAUCACAGAGGAACAAACAAUGCCUUUCAAGCUAAAAUUGGUUCUGCUUUAGCUCAGCUCUAUGGGACAUCUGCUACUCUGGAGCAUCACCAUUUCAACCAUGCUGUAAUGAUUCUUCAGAGUGAGGGUCACAACAUCUUUGCUAACUUGUCCUCUAAGGAUUAUAGUGAUCUUAUGCAGCUUCUAAAGAAGUCAAUCCUAGCCACAGACCUCACUCUCUAUUUUGAGAAGAGGACUGAAUUUUUUGAACUUGUCAACAAAGGAGACUACAAUUGGAAUGUGAAAUAUCAACGAGAGGUAUUCCGAUCAAUGCUAAUGACAGCUUGUGACCUUGGAGCUGCAACUAAACCAUGGGAGAUUUCAAGACAGGUAGCUGAACUUGUAACAAGUGAGUUCUUUGAACAAGGGGACAGGGAGAGAUCUGAAUUGAAACUCACACCUUCUGCUAUAUUUGAUCGGAACAGGAAAGAUGAACUGCCUCGAUUACAGCUGGAAUGGAUUGAUAGUAUCUGCAUGCCUCUCUAUCAGGCCUUAGUGAAAGUGAAUGGAAAAUUGAAGCCUAUGCUGGAUUCUGUGGUGGCCAACAGAAAAAAAUGGGAGGAAUUGCACCAGAAAAGAUUGCUUUCCCAGACAACAUCCAACUUAGCUAUGUCUCUGGAGAGCAUAAAAUAAGUCUACAUCUGUUUCCUGUUCCUAGGAUAAGAGAGUCAAAAAAAAUGCUUAACGUUUUGUCUCAUAGUAUUUAAUUAAUAAUAUAAGACAGGCAAGAACAUAUGUAAUGUCAGUGAAAAUAUACACCAGCUGGCCAAGCCUUAGCUUUUUCUACAGGCCAACAUUUGGUCUGAAGGGAGAAUCUACAGGGAAACAGUUGGAUUCCUGCAGUAAUCUGGAAAGCUUGGCUGAGUCUGGAUCCUGUAGCUUCUUUCAGCAACAAGAAAAUGGGCAAAUAUGGUCCUAAAGGAUUCAUAUAAGUGGAACUCAUGGUUCAGUAAAAUUAAUAAAAGUGAGCUGUGGCUGAUUUAAAAAAUACCGAAGCAUCUUCAAGAGACAUUGAAAAAAGGGAGAAUUUUUGUAAAAAUAUUUUGAGAUUGCACCUUUCCAGCUUUUAUUAGUAUGAAUGGUUAUUCCUGCGCUUGUGAAAUUUGUCUUUUUACCCCUUUUAUGUUCUAUUUGGUUUGUUCAGAGAAGCCUGCUUUAUAUUCUGAAGAAAUACGUUUUUUACACAAGCCUCAUAGGAUUCAACAGGGCUUUU